UUUGAAAGUUUCUUCCUGCCCUGCUGUGUGCUGCCCGUUGGCUGGUGGAGCAGCAGAGCAGAAAUUCACUGUUGGCAUCUGGCAAAGCAGCAGGAGAGAGCAGUUGUGAGGGGAAGGGGGGUGAGGUGUCUGCUCUUCAAGAGGGACAAGACAAAGGAGUUGGGGAAUUGUCCUGGAACUCUGGCCUGGCAGGCUUGGAGCGCUGGGUGGGCAUUUCUUGAGAGCUGUGGUGGCCCCACUUCCUCCUGAGCCUCAUUUGAUGGCAGUGUGUCCAGAGGCAGCCCGGCUCCAGGCUGAAGCAAAAAGCCAGAGCGGGUGAUGCGGGAGCUGCUCCAGCGCCUACCGCAGCCUGCGGCCCGGUGGGAGCGUCCCGGGCCCUGCCCCGGGGCGCCCUGAGGCGGGGCAGUGCCCACUCCCGCCGGCCGCCCUCACAAGGCCCAGGCCGCCUCCUUCCCACAAGGCCCAGCAGGGCCGCCCUCACACCUGCCCCGCCCUGCCCUGCCCCGCCCGGCCCCACCCUGCCCCGUGGCCUCUGUCACACCCCACGCUGACGUGCUGAGCCUUCCACCAGCCAUUGUGACGCCACAGGCGCCAGUCGGGCACGGCUUUGUUGGUGCCCGCAGCCGGCGCUCAGAGCUGCUGGAGCCUCUCGGGGAGCAGCAGCACAUCCCGCUCGGGGAGCAUUGCGCGCCUGCAUCGCCGUCUUGGCAGCUGCAGGCCACGACCACUGCGCAGGGCGACCUCGUCUGCCUUGUGCUUCAUACCCUCUGCCCGUCCUUCUUCUCGUCCCCUUUGUCACCCUCCCCCUAAACCUCGCCCCGUCCCAUUCCUCAUCCCCACUUGGCUCCCGGCAGCCCGCCGGGGCCUUCUUGCCCUUCCUGCUGCUGGGAGCUCCAAGCAGGGCCAUGCCGUGGCUUCUGAGCAAGAAGCGACGGCAGUCGCCCUCCAGCAGCCCCAGUGGGCAGCCCUGGGCUGCCACCAGCUCCAGCAGCGCCUCCCAGCUCCGGGAGCAGGGGCUGGGCAGGCUGCACCGCGCGGCCGCCCGCGGUGACCUGGGCUGGCUGAGGCGCUGGCGCUGGUACGUCAAGGUAGUCGGCAUCGACAGGCCAGACCAGGAGAUGCGGACACCUCUGCAUCUGGCUUCAGCCAAUGGCCAUGCAGAUGUCGUCAGAUAUCUGCUAAGAAAGAACAGCCAGCCCAACCUCGCUGACAGCUUCAAGAGAACGGCCCUGAUGAAGGCAGUCCAGCAGGAGCAGGAAGAAUGUGUUGCUGUUCUGCUGGAACACGGUGCCGACCCCAAUCUGGCAGACGCUGACGGCAACACUGCCCUUCACCUGGCUGUGCUCUCUAAAAACACAGCUGUAGCAGGGCUGUUACUGGAGCAUCAUGCCAACAGUGAUGCUCAGAACCAGUGGGGAUUUACCCCCUUGAAACUUGCAGCCUUGCAACAGCACGAGGAGAUUCUGGAGUGCCUUGUGAACAAAGCAGCUGACAGGCCUGCUCAAGCCCAGGGGGAAAGGAGUGCUCUUGUGGUUCCUGGAAGCCAUGAGGCUCACCUGGAGGAAGAUAAUCUGCGCUUGCAGGAGGAGCUGGACAGGGCUGGCGCGGAGCUGCAGGAGGAGGAAGAAAAGCAUCUUCAGUCUGAGCAUUGUGUUCCUGACUUGAAGAGUGCCUUGGAUGCCAAGAAAAGAGAGGCAAUAACUUCCUCCCAGGAACUGCAGGACCUCCUGGAAGAAGACGCGCAAGACUUUGCAAGUGAGAACAGCAGAUUGGAAGCCACUGUCCAGCAGCCAAGCGAGAGCGUUGAAGCCCUUCCGAGAGCCCUGCAAGCCUCUGCCUCAGGUGGUGAACUUUCCCAGCAGCUGGACAUGGAGCCUGGAACAGGCAUGCAGCUCGAGGCCCUAAACCAGGCUUUGCAAGAAGAGCUGUCCACUCUGCUUGGGAAGUGUGAACAACUGGAGAAGAGCAAAUGUCAGCUGCAAGAAGAGAUGACAAAACACCACCAUCAUUUGGAGACUUUGGUGCUGGAUGGCAGCCAAAGAGAACAGUGUACAAGAGAGGUGGCAGAAGGAGCUGACCAGGAAAGAAGUCCAAAGCUACAAGAGGUCAGCCUCGUUUUGCAAGCACAGGCAGCCCACCAGGCCCCACUAGGACAAACUGGAGACAUUCAUUGUGAAUCCAUGAGAAUCCAGUUGGAAGAAAGAAUUAGAAAUCUGGAAAGUGAAUUGGAGAGGGUCAAAAACACCCAACAAGAGAGAGCUUCUCGUAAAGAAGCAACACAGGGAGGGAUGGAAAUGUACAAAGAGCUGUAUGUGGAGGAAGUGAAAACCAGAAGAUGCCUGGCCAAGAAACUGGAAAGGCUGGAAAAGCUUCUGAGGAUAGAGAGCAGGAAACUCCGGGUUAAUGAAGAGAAAGGAAGUCAGUCCCAGCUGGAAGAAAUGAAGAAGAGAUAUUCUGAAAAGGUCAAGGAAGUUGAUGGAUUCCAAAGAGAGGUUGCUGAACUUUCCCAGCAGUUGGACAGGGAACGUGAACAGUGCACGCAGCUGGAGGCCAAAAAUCAGGCUUUGCAAGAAGAGCUGUCUGCCCUGCGUGGGGAGUGCGAGAACCUGGCCAUGGACAAAUGCCAGCUGCAAGAAGAGCUGGCAAAACUCCACCAUCAUUUGGAGACCAACGUGGUGGAUCGCAGCCAACUCGAACAGUGCAAAAGAGAGGUGGAAGAACGAGCAGACCAGGAAAUAAGACAAAAACUCCAAGAAGUCAAUGAGUUUUUGCAAGCACAGGCAGCCCACCAGGACACCUUAGAAGAAAUCAGAAGCAGUCAUGUGGACUCACUGAAAAAACAGUUAGAAGACAGAAUUAGAGAUCUGGAACGUGCACUGGGAAGGACAAAAAGCAACCAAGCAGAAAGACCUUUUCAAAAGGAAUCCACCCAGGCAGAAGUGGACAAGUACAAAGAGCUGUAUCUGGUGGAAGCCCAAAGAAGAAAAAGCCUCACCAAGAAACUGGAAAGAGCUACUGAGAGACUUGCAGUGGCCAACACCAAGCUCUUUUUGGAGCGCCACAGAAGCAGAUCUGUGGUCCCAAGCAGCGCUGUCAGCGGACUUCUGGCUGCAAGUCCACUUCUGGAUUCACCUGGCCUGGGACAUGUUGGCAUCAGUUUGGGACUGAGCAGAAGUCUGGCUCUCAGAACACCACCCAGACACCUGUGGUAAAGCCCAAGACUUCUGCUCAUCAGGACAUCCUGUGAGGGACCGUUCAGAUGGAUGGAACAAAUUGCUUCCUUUCCUUAAUUUCGACAUCCACGGCCUAGUAGCCAGUUUCCUUGAUGGUGGCCUUCAAGGUUUGGUAGCAAAGACUCCAAGAUCAGCUCUAACCCAUCCCUACAUUGCUCAGCGACAAUGAUCCUAGUGGUGAGGGCAGCGAAACUGCUACUUAAAAUUGGAGAGGUGGUGCUGCAUUGGUCCCCUUGUUGUACGAAAGGAAUCGCUGGAGCUUUGGGGACAAGAAGUGCCAACGGCCACGACAACUGUACACAGGCAACAGUAUCGGAGGAACCGAGAUGCUGUGACCCCCAUCCAUCCAUCCAGUACAUCCAUGACAUCAUUGUGGGGGGGACACAGCAGAAGAAGUUUUCGAGAAAGGACAGAAGAUCAUCCAGAUUCUCCUCGAGGCCGGUUUUGCCAUCAAGAAGAGUAAGGUCAAGGGCCCUGCCCAAGAGAUCCAGUUCCUAGGGCUGAAAUGGCAAAUGGACGACACCAGAUACCAACAGACGUCCUCAACAAGAUUGUAGCAAUGGCUCCACCCACAAACAAGAAAGAAACCCAAGCUUUUCUGGGAGCCAUUGGCUUCUGGAGGAUGCACAUCCCAGAGUACAGCCAGAUGCUGGAGAUAAAGGUCCCUCCUGGAGCCUCUGGCCAAAGGUGCCUGGUGAGACGUGAGGGCGACCACUGGGUUUCUGGAGCCGAAGCUACAGAGGUUCUGAGGCCAAUUCCACCCCUGAGGAGAAGGAAAUCUUAGCAGCCUAUGAAGGCAUACGAGCAGCUGCAGAGCUUUCAGAUUCAGCAAUGUCCUCACUCCCGACAGACCAGGGUCCCCUUUCCAGAGUAAUGGAGGAGCACCGGGAUUUUUUAAUCCAAAAUUCCCGGAUUGGAAUGAAAUGCUCUGGAAAGGCUCUGGAAAUCAUUCGGGGUUCACAAUCAUCAAGGAAGAUGUUCACCAGGAAUUGCUGAUCACUGGCCUCCAGCUGGAUGUUGCACUCCUGAUCACCACCCCAGCCAGCAGAUUUCAACCAGCCUGCUGUCUGCUCAUCCAGCCCAUACUUCAUGGGCUUCUCUGUGAGGGAGCCCUGUCUGUGUCCACUAGUACACACAUUCAUUUGGAUUUUAAACAAUCAAACAGAAGUGAGAGUUUUAACAGCAGAAUUAUUUUUCAAAGGGAAAUAGAAGGGUAUGGCUUUGAUGGAACGAGUGCCUUCAAGCUCCAUUGGCAGGCACUGUUUGAAAACUAUUUGGGUGAUUUUUGAUAAGAAAUGAAAGAUGCAACGGCAGGAAGCCAUUCAGCAAUCCCUGACAAGGGAGGUCCACUGUCAAUUGCUGGGAGGGCCCCCACCUGUUUCUUUUAAUGGUGCUCCCAAAUCCCACCCCUUGGGCCUCCCAUCCCAUCCCAUCCUUUUUGGUCCCCUCAGGCAUCUCCUCCCCAGCAUCUGCUCUGUGUCCUACCCAGGGUCCCCAAACAUCCUCCCACUGAUCAUUCCCAAAGCUUUUCUUUCCAUCCUUCCCCUCAGACCUUUGCCUUUCAUCCAGGUCACUGCCCUGGUACCUCCCAAGACCAUUCCUUGCCUCCCUCUCCACUCCCAACCAUCUCCCAGUGCCCUCGUUUUUGUCCUCCUCCAUCAUCCUCCUCCUGUCCCCACCAAGCCUCUCCCUUGCAGUCCCCAUGUCCCUACACUUGAAUUCCUUUCCCCUCCCCUGCAUCCCACACAGGGCCCCUUCAACACCCCAAUCCCAGUCCCGUGGGCUCCCCAGUUCCCCCCAGUUCAGCAUCUUUGGGUCCCCUCCUACUCCCCCCACCGUCCCUGCAGGCCCUGAAUUCCCCUGGCUCUCCUUGUCUCCAUCCCCACCCUGGGCCCUGCAGGCACAGGGGUUGGAGGUGAAACUGGGUGGAGUGGGAGCAGGGGGAGCAGAAGGGAUUUUCCCCCUCAGACGGGGGCAGCCCUGGGCUGGGGGGGCUGGGGACCCCCGUGUCCCUCCCCCAGCCCCACAGGGGCCAAUCCUGCUUAAACCUUUGCUCUCCUUGCCCAGGCACUCUUGGCAGGAACCCAAAAUGAUCUGCGGGAGGUGAGUGGGCCGGGGGGACUGGAGGGCAUCCAGUCUGGGAACUGGGGGACACUUUGGUCCCCCCAUCCCUCGCUGGCACCGGGGACAUCCCAGUGACCAGCCAGGGCUCCUGGGCUCUCUCCAGCUGCAUUUAGUGGACGUUGGGAUCCUGAAGAUGGCUCAGGCUCCCAAUACAUCCCACUGCACCCAGUGUGUCCCUAACCCUGCCUUUGUCCCCAGCCCCCUGUGGUGGAGAAGGUGGUGGGUCCUGUUGGUGAGAAAGGCGUGGCUGCAUCCCUGGAUGGCUGAGGACUGGUGGUGACACCCAUGCCCUGUCCCCCUCCAGUGGCAUGAGGAGAUGAUCAAUCCAGGAAGAACCCUCUGAUUUCCCUCAGAGCCCAGGGGCAUUUUCCCUGAAUGAUCAAUAAAUCCCUUCAGCAAAGCUA
This is a messenger RNA of Pipra filicauda (Wire-tailed manakin), 5761 nucleotides long. Its product is annotated as ankyrin repeat domain-containing protein 26-like. Lineage: Eukaryota; Metazoa; Chordata; Aves; Passeriformes; Pipridae. The coding region runs from base 906 to 3212 and encodes 768 amino acids. The transcript is spliced from 20 exons. The record is from RefSeq and is a predicted model, not a curated record. Gene Ontology annotation, molecular function: protein binding.